Messenger RNA from Penicillium angulare, 1098 nucleotides. RefSeq lists its product as uncharacterized. Bases 1 to 1098 code for a protein of 365 amino acids. The transcript has a single exon. NCBI's taxonomy places the organism in Eukaryota, Fungi, Ascomycota, Eurotiomycetes, Eurotiales, Aspergillaceae. The record is from RefSeq and is a predicted model, not a curated record.
AUGUCUUCCGACUAUUUACCAUCUUCCGGCAGCCGACCGCUCCCUCAUCUAUUGGUGAUUCUUCGGCUUGAGCCAGGAGAUCCCCGAUGCUCAGGGUAUGCUCCGUCCGUAGAGCGAAGAUGCCUCAAGCACACAAACUCUCAUGGUCGACAAGCUGCCGAAAGAUUCCUUGAGUUUGGAACAAAAAGGCUAUACGCCGGGGGAUCCAUCAAUAACAUGCUUGAUAUUAUAGCUGGCCACAUGCUAUGUAGCACUCAUAAAAGCCAGAGCCGUGACCUGGCAGCUCGCUGGAAAGAAAAAGUCCAGCCAUACGCCGAGAUUUGGUUGAGGUCUAGCUCACACCUAGACCUUCAACCAGUCAGCGAAGUUCAAUCAUCAUCUGUCGAUAGACAAUCAAUUCCCCACCUAUCCAGUAUUCUUAACCUGAACCACGAGAAAAACCACACAUGUGCAGGAUAUGCUCCAUCGAGGGGGCAGCCUUGCCGGAAUCGAAUAGGAGAUCAGAAUCGGACAUAUGUAAUGCACUUGUUGGCCGUUGGUACUACAGGUAUUCAGCGUGGAGAGCGCAUUGAUCUAAUACUUGAGGACGUGGCUCUACAUGUGCUAUGUAACGUUCACAAGAGGCAGAUGCCUGGUCUGGUUAGACUUUGGAAAACACGAGUCGAGCCAUUCAUCCAGCAUCCCGCUACUAUAUUCACGAGAUGCUUGUCACGUCGGCCACAGCAAUUGAAUCAAUCACUGGACACUCCUUUUGAGGUUGAGGAUGUCUCCCCGGAAAGGUCCUUCACCCAAACACGCAAUCGUCAAUCUGCUGAAGGAGAGGCUUCAAGAAUUUCAUCAAACUUGGCUUCAGAAGACAUACAUUUAUCUGACGCAGUCUCUGGGAGUUCAGAGUCCACAAGCGGAGAUAGUGAGAAUGAAUCGCCUGGAUCAGAUUCAGAAAUUGGAAGUCCAUCUGAGUCAACUUCAUCCGAAGCAAGUUCCUUGGAGAACUCGAAUUCUCAAACAGAAACUGCGCCCCUUCUACCUUCCUCCCAGCAGACUGAGACUGCAAGUGUAUCAGACACAAAAUUCCUCUCAAGUCAAUCCUUUGAGUAA